GAUGUGAGAAUUACAUUAGAUAGGUACCUAAUUUAUAUCCAAGAAAUCGUAAAACCGUUCCUACAAAGUUGCUUACUAAUUUAAGAUUAAAACAUUCUUAAUUUUAUUUAAUAAAUACGUUUGAAGCAUUCUGAAGGGCAAUAUGGCAAAUUUUACACUAGAUGGAAAAAUUUGUAUUGAACGCGAACUGAAUAUAAUCCCAGUGGAAAGUGAAAUAGAUAAUUUAAAUACAAGAUUUGAUAUCGAACAAACUUGCAAAUGGAUAAAUAAAAAUCAAUUUAAGAAGGUUUGUUUACAAUUCCCUGAUGAACUGCUUGGAAUAAGUACUAAUGUAUAUGAAGAGAUUAAAAAGCAAACCAAUGUCGAUCUCUACAUUCUAGGUGACACAUCAUAUGCGAGUUGCUGUGUUGAUAUUGUAGCAGCAAUGCAUGUUGAAAGUGAUGCCAUUGUCCAUUAUGGCCAUUCAUGCUUUAGCAAAACUGAGUUGCCAACAUAUUUAGUGCACCAUAAAACUUCUCUAGAUAUUAAUGAAGUUAUGAGCACUAUUUCAUUAAGCUUGGUUAGCAAUACCGAUGUAUCAAGUGAGAAGUUGUGCCUCUUUUAUGAUGCUGAAUAUGAACAUAUCAAAGAACCACUUAGCAAGUCCUGGUUUCAACAAUAUCCACAGAGCUAUAUGGCAAUUAUUGAUUGUAUGGAACCCAAACCAAAUCAAUAUCUAGGCAGAAUUAUAAAAAAUAAAAGUAAUCAAGAAUUUCCAAUAGAUGUAUUAAAUGACUGCUUUUGUAUAUUUAUUGGUUCAAGGGGACAAACUUUCUUUAAUUAUACCAUUUCAGUGCCAUCAAAACAAUGGUAUUUGUUAGAUCCAGCAUCAAAUAUGUUUGAUGUAAUUGAAGAAACAGUAUGGUUUAAACGUAGAAGGUACUUAAUUGAGAAGUGUAAAGAUGCUAAUGUUAUUGGUAUACUGAUGUGUACAUUAGCUGGAGAUCAAACUAAGGAUAUCAUAAGUCGGAUGAAACAGUUAUGCAAAGCUAAUGGAAAAAAAAGUUACAUUGUGUCUGUGGGGAAACCUAAUGUUGCCAAAUUGGCAAAUUUUCCAGAGAUUGAUAUUUAUGUAAUGAUUGCAUGUCCAGAAAAUAGUCUUUAUGACGAGAGAAAUUUUUACAAACCAUUAGUAUACCCUUUUGAACUUGAAGUGGCUCUUAACUCAAAUCGAGAACCAUACCCAGCAUUACAUGUGAUAGAUUACAAUGAACUGCUACCAGGGAAAAAACAUCACUGCGAUAUCAGUGAAGUGUUUGAGGGAACAGAUGUUAGCUUAAUUACUGGGAAAAUAAGGGAAACUAAAGUAUCUUCACAAGGUACCUGUAAGGAUCUAAUUGAAAAGGAAAAUUGGGAACUUGAAAGUAUAGGGCACAACCUGCAAAAUAGAUCUUGGAAAGGUUUAGAACAAAAACUUGGAGAAAGUGAUGUGAAAAUAGCAGAAGGUGGUCGGAAAGGAAUACCAAUUCAAUAUAAUGAUGAACCAAAUUGAUGUACACCCAUUUAUUUUCUUAUACACUUUGUUGUUUAACAAAUGUCUUUCAAGACUCAAUAAAUAUAUUUAAAGUUA
Leptidea sinapis is the source of this 1609-nucleotide messenger RNA. RefSeq names its product 2-(3-amino-3-carboxypropyl)histidine synthase subunit 2 (gene Dph2). The record is from RefSeq and is a predicted model, not a curated record. NCBI's taxonomy places the organism in Eukaryota, Metazoa, Arthropoda, Insecta, Lepidoptera, Pieridae. The transcript is spliced from 6 exons. Gene Ontology annotation, molecular function: 2-(3-amino-3-carboxypropyl)histidine synthase activity. The coding region runs from base 143 to 1531 and encodes 462 amino acids. Gene Ontology annotation, biological process: protein histidyl modification to diphthamide.